Messenger RNA from Pestalotiopsis fici W106-1, 468 nucleotides. RefSeq lists its product as uncharacterized. Gene Ontology annotation, cellular component: ribonuclease H2 complex. The record is from RefSeq and is a predicted model, not a curated record. Lineage: Eukaryota; Fungi; Ascomycota; Sordariomycetes; Amphisphaeriales; Sporocadaceae. The coding region runs from base 1 to 468 and encodes 155 amino acids. Gene Ontology annotation, biological process: RNA catabolic process. The transcript has 3 exons.
AUGUCUCAACCAAUCCUGACCGUUUCUUCUGCCACUUCUCGAUCAAAGAAAGCGCAGGUCAAUCUGCUACCAUGCCGCGUGCACCACGAUGGCAGCAUCAACUCGAUCGAGCCGUACUGGAAACCGACUGAAAAUGGAGACAAUCUCAAGACUGCGUACAUAAGGGGCCGCAAGCUGCAUGGCAAGACCGUCAAGCUACCCGCUGGUUACUAUGGAUCUGUAGUCGAGAAGGGGGAGACGAAACGUGAGACGCCCGGAUCAACAGACGCGGUCAACGGAAACUUGGACGACGAGGAACUCGCGGAUCCUAUUGAGAUUGCACCUCUGAGCAGCAAAGCCGAUUUUGAUGAUCUCGUCAUCUGGGGCCACGAGUCUACUGCUGACUCUGCAACGGAUCCAUAUCUGAGAAGUAUGGAGGAAUGGGUAUCAUUUUCUGAACAGCUUCACUCCUACUCUGGUGCGAAAUAA